Messenger RNA from Geosmithia morbida, 1725 nucleotides. RefSeq names its product protein AATF/BFR2. The coding region runs from base 1 to 1725 and encodes 574 amino acids. The transcript is spliced from 2 exons. Gene Ontology annotation, cellular component: nucleus; nucleolus. The record is from RefSeq and is a predicted model, not a curated record. Gene Ontology annotation, biological process: maturation of SSU-rRNA from tricistronic rRNA transcript (SSU-rRNA, 5.8S rRNA, LSU-rRNA). Lineage: Eukaryota; Fungi; Ascomycota; Sordariomycetes; Hypocreales; Bionectriaceae.
AUGGCUAAGGUAAAGGGUCGCGCGGCCCAAUUUGAGGAAGAUGAGCACAUUGUCAAUGAUUACGACCCCGAGGCUGAGGGACGCGGCGUGCAAUCCGACAACGACAGCGACGUCGGCGAUGUCGCCAACGCGGGGACAGAGCACUACGAGAUCGUAGGUGCGAGUAAGCUCAGGCAGAAGGAUCCCGCGACGCUGGGCCCCCAGUACCGGGGCGCCAAGGUGUCUAGGGCUGCUCUCGAACAGGAGAGCGACGAGGAUGAUGGGGAAGAGGGAGAAGAUGGUAGCGAUGAGGAGGGCUAUGCCGAUCCUGAGACUGCCAAUCUCGAGGCUGAUGAGGAUGAGGCGGCAGAUUCGGAUAUCCCCAGCGACGACGCUCUCGCUGAAUCCGAUGCCGAGCGCUUGAACGGAUUCGUCUUCCGCGGCAGUUCCAGGCCUCUUGACCAGAAGAAGAAGAAGAACGGCAGGGCUACUGCUGCUGAUUUCAUGUCUGACUCGGAAGAUGAGGAAGGCGUUGCCCUGGGCGAGGACGACGAGGAUGAUGGUGAGGGUGAGGAUGACUCGGGUGAGGAUGAAGACAUGGACGACGGGCUCGAUGCGCUUGCCGAUGGCGGAGAUGACUAUGAGGAGGAGGAUGAUGACGAUGACGAGGACGAGGACGAAGAUGAUGAGGAAGAGAGUGACGAGAGUGAUGAUGACGAGGACGGUAAAAAGAAGAAGAACGUGGCCAACAAGCAGUCGGACAUGGCGGCAUCCGCCAACGCCGACAUCCAAAAGGGACUGGCGAUUCAGCAGCAGCGCAAGAUCUAUGAUGGGCUCCUGAACCUACGAAUCAGGCUGCAAAAGGCCCUCGUGGCAGCCAACACGUUCCCGACACUGGACGAGUCCGCAAGCGACCAGUCAUCGGAGGGGGAGCCCUACUCCGCCGCCGAGGAAGCAGCAGCCAAGCUCCUCAACACCAUCAGCGACCUGCGCGUGACGUUUGGCCCGUCGCGCGCCGGCUCGAAACGCAAGUACGAGUUCACCGCCUCGACGGCCAGCGCCGAGAUAUGGAAGCAGAUGCAGGCCGACGACAAGCGCUACGCCAAGGUGCGUCGGGACAACCUAGACAAGUGGUCGGCCAAGGUGCAGGCCGUCAACGCGGUCGGCGGCGAUAUGCGCGGCCCCAGCGGCAGGAACAAGGGCAAGUUGACGACUCUCUCGCGCAGCCUGGAGGACCAGCUGGCCAACACCGAAUACCGCCUCGUCAAGCGGACCAAGGUGGCCCGGUCGUGCGCUCCCAUCCAGGCAGCUAGAAACAAGGGUCGCCGCGGCAACCGCAACGACGACGACGAUGACGACGAUGACGACGACGGCAUCUACGACGAUGCGGACCUGUACCAGCAGCUCCUCAAGGAGCUCGUGGACCAGCGCACCGUCGACUCCACAGUCGAGCAGGCCAGCGCCGUGCCGUCGGUCAUGGUCACGGCCGCGUCGGCGGGUGGAAAGUCCCGCAAGAACGUCGACCGCAAGGCUAGCAAGGGCCGCAAGAUCCGCUUCACCGUGCACGAGAAGCUGCAGAACUUCAUGGCCCCCGAGGACCGUCGCGCCUGGGAGCAGUCGGCCGUCGACCGUCUGUUCGGCACCCUGUUCGGCAGAAAGCUCGCGCUCGACGAGGAGAGCGAUGAGGAGGGCGGCGACGACGACGUUGAUAUGAAGGCCCAUGGGGAGGUGCGCCUGUUUGGUUAA